This is a messenger RNA of Clonostachys byssicola, 387 nucleotides long. The record is from the annotation of a GenBank genome assembly. NCBI's taxonomy places the organism in Eukaryota, Fungi, Ascomycota, Sordariomycetes, Hypocreales, Bionectriaceae.
AUGUGUAUUCGUACACUCUGCUGCUGCCUCUGCCGAAGGCACAAGAAGAAGAAGCAGGCCGAGAAAGAAAAGGCCAUGCGCCAACAAUACGGGCCCCGACCUGUCCAGCCCGGCACGGGAUAUCACCACAACUACUACUACCAGAACGGGUACUACCCCCAGGGCCCGUCGGCGCCCUACAAGAGCAGCUACAACAACCGGAACAAGAAGAAGAACAAGAAGAUGAAGCACAAAUACUACGACGAUCGGUACGAUAUGGAUUUUGGCGGAGGCGAUGAUGGAGGUUGCGGGUGUUCCGGGGGAGACGGAGGAGGAGGUGACGGAGGUGGUGGAGAUGGUGGUGGUGGAGGAGGAGGAGACGGCGGCGGCGGUGGAGGAGCCGCGUAA